AUAAGAAAAACUCGAUUGUAGUGGCUGUGGUUCCGUGAAAGGACGUCUGUGUCGCGCAGAGGAAUUGCUUUCUUAAUGUUGGGUCGACAUACUCAAAUUAUACAGACUUUAAUAAUGCGGUGACCGCAUUCGAAAAUGAGAAUUUUGUCCAGUUUUACCGCCGCGACGCAAGAACAAUUGAAAAAGUCAAACGAUUAAAUCCAAGGCACCAUUACAAUCCUGAGUUGAAGUAUGUGAACAUACAUCUGACUUGUAUACACGGUGGCAGAAAUGUCUUAUCACAUUCUAAAGGAGUGCGUCCGAAAACGAGUACCAGCAGAGUUGGAUGCCCAGCUUUAAUCAAAGUCAAAACUACAGAGGAUGGAGAGAGAUUAGUUGUAAAGGAAAUGGUCAAAAUACACAACCAUGAAGUCAGUGAGGCUGCAUUCAAGCACUACCCCAAGAGGAGACAACUAUGUCCGGCUGAACGCGCCAAGUGUUCAGAAUUGCUGACAAAGUACGAUGGCAACAAAAGUUUGGUGAUCGAAGAGCUCAACUGGAGAAAGUUGAGGAAAAGUCUGGAAACUGGAGGAAAAGGAAAAGUCUGUAACUGGAAAAGUUGAGGAAAAGUCUGUAACUGGAAAAGUCAUCCUACCGAAGGACAUUCACAACAUUGCAGCGACAAUGAACUGUCCUCCAAAAUGUGAGCGAAAGAAAAACAAGAGGUGACCAAAGGGAUUCGAAUGGUGAUGGACACCGACACAAAGCUAAGAGAACAGGCAAGAAAAAGGCGGCCUGGAUCUGGUUAGUAUUUCUGACAUAAUACGGGCUAUUAUGUUAAGGACAGAGCAUUGCCAUUACGUUGGGGAUGUUACACCCUCACAUACAGAGGAGUAGUGGUGGUGUUCUUUUUUUACCUGACCUCGAACAACCACCCGGAAGUCUGGUGAGCUUACACUCCGGUGGUAAUCACCUUGGUAAUAACAGGCUACAGUUUACCAACCMUUUGACCUGUGUAUCUACCUACGUGCGCAGGACAUUGGUCCGUGGGUUUCGUGUAGCACAGAACCAUGAGAAAUAUAGUUAUAUUUCUAUGCACAGAACGUUAGCRCGGUCAAUUCCAAAAAUGCAUUGAGAAGCCAGUUCCAACAGCAAAAUGUAUAGCUGGCAGGGUUACACAUGGGGUUUCCAUAUAGGCAAUAUCAGAUCAUCUUUACGGCUGCUCGACUCAGCCUGAUAACUUAUGAUUKAAUUCCUAUACUGUGUGUCUUCUCCAUUCAUUCCGAUAUCAAGGUGCAUGACAAGGUGUAGCAGACAUGCUUUAGUCUUUCAAAGAAGACGUGUCCGCAGCGACAGUCAAACUAUCGUCAAGCACAAUCUUSCGGCGUUCAAGGAUCCGAGGAGGUCCGAGAAGAAACUGGUGCUUGACGUGGACACGGGGGUGGAUGACGCUCAGGCCAUCAUGAUGGCUCUCGCAGCCCCCAACGUGGAGGUCCUGGYGAUCACCUGCGUAAGCGGCAACACCUCCCUAAACUCCUGCAGGAACACACUGCGCGUCCUCAAGGUCUGCCAGAGACUUGAGAUCCCAGUGUUCGGUGGAGCUGCGGAGCCUCUGAUGGGCCACCCRCUGUCGGCAGGCUCCUUCCACGGGCAGGAUGGGCUGGGGGACGCCCCUGACCCAGAUGCCCCGGGCCUGGAGCUGCUGCAGACAGAAGGGGCUGUGGAAGCCAUUAUCGGGCUGGUCAAUGAGAACCCUGGAGAGGUGUGCCUGGUAGCUAUGGCCCCGUUGACCAACCUGGCCCUUGCAGUGAAGAUUGACCCCACCCUCCCUCAGAAACUCAAAGGUCUCUUCAUCAUGGGAGGCAACACUGACUCGAGGGGGAACACCACAGUGUGUGGAGAGUUCAACUUUGCUGCCGACCCGGAGGCUGCUUACAUCGUCCUGAACCGCUUCUUCUGUCCAACCUACAUCGCUACCUGGGAGUUCUGCUGUGAGAACAAGCUACCAUGGGUAAUCUGCGACAACUGGCUGGCCCAGGACUCAGACAAGGCCCGCUUCAUGAAGAGCAUCUUCAAACACACCAUGGACACCGUGGCCACUUGUGCUCGCUACCAACGGGAGAUGACGGCUGGCCCGGGUUUCGUGUCGUGUGACUCGUACGCCAUGGCGGCGGCCAUCGAUGAAGGUUUCAUGUGGGUGUCUGAGCCGSUYGCSGUUACCGUGGAGCUUCAGGGGACCUACACCCGGGGCAUGAUGGUCCRGGACAAGCUGGGAGUCCUGGAGAAGGAGCACCAAGUUSUCAUCAUGAGGACGGUGGACCUGGAGAGCUUCAAGGGGAUGUUGAUGGACUCCCUGAAGUAAUAAGCGCUGGGCUGGGAACUACACCUAUACCGCUGUCCCAUAUUGCUUUCAAUUGUUUAUUUUUGGGGAGGGCUCAAAUUCCACUCUUCGUAAUGAGUUUAGUACAGAUAGAUCUUGAUAAGAGGGAGACAGUUUGUGGUGGUGGAUAUGUCUCUAGUGUCUGUUUUGACUUGCCAUUAUGUUCUGAAUCACCAGCAAUCAUUUUACUUUAUCAGGAAGUUAAUUUUCUGAUAUUGUCUUACUUGAGCUCAGCAGCAAAUGUCCAUGAGUGAUGUUAUCAGUUACUUGUUUUAGAUUGCAUUUCUUUCCUGUUAAUGAAAAGGGGGAUGAAGUAAAACCUCUUUAUUGAAAGUG
Molecule: messenger RNA, 2695 nt
Organism: Salvelinus sp. IW2-2015
Lineage: Eukaryota; Metazoa; Chordata; Actinopteri; Salmoniformes; Salmonidae
Product: inosine-uridine preferring nucleoside hydrolase-like
Molecular function (GO): hydrolase activity, hydrolyzing N-glycosyl compounds
Source: RefSeq, a predicted model, not a curated record